AUGCCCAAAUCCAUUUAUAAAUAUAAGCUUUAUAGCCCGUCAAUAAGACCUGUCAACGGCUACAUAAUUAAGGGGACCAAUUCACUUCUUUUCACACAAGAUCCGCCUCCAGAAAAUGUGAGACCGAUCGCAGAAAAAAGGUUACGGAAGGUUAACAAAACAGUUCAUCAUAUUAACAAAGUUAACUUUAACCAACUGAACAAGUUCUCUGUAACCGAUAUUUCAAAUGUAAAAUCAGAAAGUAAUAAACCAUUUUGGGUAGGUGGAAGAGUAAGUUUGAGACCUGUUAACAAAACACUCAAUCUGUGGAAUCCAAAUGAUCAGUCAGCUUCUCAAUCGAUGAUUUUGACAAAUGCGAAUUCGUUGCCAAACUUGCUCAUUCGUAGCAACUGUCAAGUUGUUAAUAACAAUGCAGUUGAUGUAUCUCUACAAAUGGGUGCAUUACAGUCUGAAAACCACAAUCACAGUAAUUCACCAACACACAAAGAAUAUCAGCCUGGACAAACUAAACCAGUAAUAACAUUUACCACAUUCACCUGUUCAGACGAAUCUGAUCGCUUUUUUUGUCAACCUAAACUUAUGCACUCAACUACUAAUGAAUCAGAGAUGGAAAAGGAUAAUGAUGACAGUGAUAACUAUUCAACCGAAUGUGAAUAUUUUGAUAGUAGAGAAAAGUCAAAUUUAAAUAUUUGGUCAAAACCAUUCACAGUAUAUAUGCAGAGGAAUGCUGACCAGCAACUAGGAUUUGCAGUAUCAUGCCUACAUCUGCGACUCAAUGAGACAGUAAAUGAAUACUUGGUCGUAAGCGACAUUCCAAUUCACGAUGAAGAUAAUGGAUUACAAGUUGGGGAUUGUAUUUUUUCAAUAAACAAAGUAGGAGUUAGCAGUGUAGGCACACUGAAAUCAGUUGAACUACUAAAAACUGAACAAUCUCCAAUCCAGCUUCAAAUUCAAAGGUUCAAUGAAAGCUUUAUGCAGGAUGUCACUGAUUCUGAGUACGAUAUAUUAUCACCUGAAACAGCUACAGAAGAUGAAGAUGAAAUGAUUGGGAAAAUAAUCAGUAAUAUACAAAACCGUGUAUUUACAGAGUCAGUGGAAGUACAAGUUCUCCAGAUGUCGAAAAGCACCAAUAAACAUAGUGCCGAACGGAGCGUCACUGAUGGAAGUGUGAAAAAUGAAGAUACCAAAAUACAAACACAAAUAAGAAAUCGAUGUGCUAGAAUAUUACGUCGGAAAGUGUUACAAUGGCUGCAUUUAAAUCGGUCAUGUAAUUACCUGAAAAGUGGCAUGAAACCAGCAGAUAAAAAUGAAGGACAAACCAUUCAAGAAGAUUCUACAAGACAAACUGAUUCAGAUGAUGACAGUACACUCUGUGAAGACGAUCAAUACUCUGAUUGUGACGAUGAGAAAGUGUGGGGAGAAGAUAGAGUUCCAAUUUUUCGCUAG
Messenger RNA from Heterobilharzia americana, 1446 nucleotides. The record is from the annotation of a GenBank genome assembly. Lineage: Eukaryota; Metazoa; Platyhelminthes; Trematoda; Strigeidida; Schistosomatidae.